UUGAUCUAGCUGUACAGAUAAACCGUCGUUGCAAGCUCUAAUAAUUCAAUAUGUCGUUUAAUUUUGAAGAAUUUGUCAAUAAGUACAAACCGCACAAGGAGACGCUGGAUUUUUUCCUGGCGCGUGCAGCGGAUGGGGUACAGCCAUACUUUGAGAUCGGGGUGGAUAAGGCAAGACAGGCUAGCAUCGAGGCGUCCGAAAAGUAUGGAGGAAGUGUUGAUUUGGAUGGGAAAGAAUUUGAGCUUACAGUUCCGUCGCCUUACAACAAAGAUGGUAUACAAGUGACUGUGUACGCACCUUCAUCGUGCAAAGCCGACGACAGUCCCACAAUUCUGGCGUACUUUCAUGGCGGCGGCAACGUCAUCGGUUGCAGGAAAACUCACCAAACCAUCUGUAAAAUUAUAGCUAAGGAGUCUCCGUGUAUCGUGGUGAACGUAGAGUACCGCCUGGGCCCCGAGCAUCGGUUCCCCGCCAACCACGACGACGCAAAGACCCUCGUCCAGUGGCUCGCAAAAAACAAGGCCGCCGUCGGUGGCGAUGCUGGGAGCCGCCUUGGUGUGUGUGGUGACAGUGCGGGAGGCCGCAUUUCCGCCGUCGUCUGCCACGAGGCCGCCGACAUCAUAGACUUCGCGGUGUUAAUAUACCCAAACGUAUCAUGCCGAUUCGAGCACCCGUCAGUGAGUGAGUUUAAAGACGGUCCUGGUGUCACAUGGACAACGAUAGAAUGGUUCAUGGAGAACUACUUUGAGCGGAAGAGCGACAUGGGAACACCGCGCGCGUCGCCACUGCAACACGCGGACUUCGGCAAGCUUCCGCCGACCCUGAUCAUUGUGGCCGAACUUGACCCGCUCAGGGACGGUUGCCAUGCGUACGAGGAGAAGCUCCGGACGGCAGGUAUUCCGGUGGAACUGCAAACCAUCAAGGGCGUCCCACAUGCUUUUUGGAGUCUUACAGGUGCGUUCAGGGAGACGGGGAAGGAGGCCCAGAGCUAUGCGGUGGACUUCAUCCGAAAAUUCAAGGCGUGAUGCAGAUCAACGAUUUUAUGAUCAUUUGAUGCAGUGUUAACUUUUUGUUCAUGAUAUUUCAAUAAACAGAAACAUUAUA
This is a messenger RNA of Mya arenaria, 1104 nucleotides long. RefSeq names its product esterase LipI-like. Bases 51 to 1025 code for a protein of 324 amino acids. The record is from RefSeq and is a predicted model, not a curated record. The transcript is spliced from 8 exons. NCBI's taxonomy places the organism in Eukaryota, Metazoa, Mollusca, Bivalvia, Myida, Myidae. Gene Ontology annotation, molecular function: hydrolase activity.